UUCAAAGCCAGCGUCACAUCAUCUCGAAAGUCCACACACGGCACCAAUUGAAUCCAAAACCCUCAACGAAAUACCAUGUCUGGCAAGCCCUUCAGCUUCAUCGGCGAGGUCGUCGAGAGUACCGUUAUCAAGGCCCCUCUCUCGUUUGUGUGGCACUUCAUCAAGCUCCAGGAGUUCGACAAGUUCUGGUCUGCCAUCUCCAAGGCCGAGCAUGUCAAGGGCACUAGUGAGGAGACCGACAUUGUGAGGUGGACCUUCAAGGACGGCAAUGUCAUUGAGGUCAAGCAGGACGAGCACAGCAACCUCGAACACUUCAUCACCUUCAGUGUCAUCAAUGCCGAACCUGAGCUGAGCUACUCCAGCGUCGUCAAUACCAUCCGCCUCUGGCCUGUAACUUCUGGCGAGUUCGCCAACACCACCUUUAUCCGUUGGAGUACCAGGUUUUCGAGUGAUGCCGAUUUGGGUGUGAUCGAGGAUGCCAAGUACAAGCGUCAGGAUGCCUUGAAGGAUUUGUCCAAGGCGGCGGAGAAGAUGCUUGCUGAGGAGAGGAAGUAGAGUGGAGGAUUACAGCAUGGGGACUACACCAGGCCACCAGAGACGGCACGUUUGGGGAAUAGUGGAUGUGGCCGUUUGAUAUGAUCACACAAUUCGAUAUCUUUACGACUCAAAUUACACAU
This is a messenger RNA of Neurospora tetrasperma FGSC 2508, 677 nucleotides long. RefSeq lists its product as uncharacterized. Bases 76 to 555 code for a protein of 159 amino acids. The record is from RefSeq and is a predicted model, not a curated record. The transcript is spliced from 3 exons. Lineage: Eukaryota; Fungi; Ascomycota; Sordariomycetes; Sordariales; Sordariaceae.